This is a messenger RNA of Erpetoichthys calabaricus (reedfish), 1154 nucleotides long. Its product is annotated as galactose-3-O-sulfotransferase 2-like. Gene Ontology annotation, molecular function: galactosylceramide sulfotransferase activity. The record is from RefSeq and is a predicted model, not a curated record. NCBI's taxonomy places the organism in Eukaryota, Metazoa, Chordata, Cladistia, Polypteriformes, Polypteridae. Gene Ontology annotation, cellular component: membrane. The transcript has 2 exons. Bases 1 to 999 code for a protein of 332 amino acids. Gene Ontology annotation, biological process: glycolipid biosynthetic process.
AUGUUCCUGAAGACCCACAAAACGGCCAGCUGCACCAUCCUGAACCUGCUCUACCGCUUUGGGGAGAAACACAACCUGACUUUUGCCCUACCAAAGGGUUACCAUUUUGACUAUCCCAACUUUUUCAACUCACGCAGCGUAAAGGGCUUCUGGUGGCAGAAUGGACAACACUACAAUAUGAUGAGCAGCCAUAUGAGGUUCAACCGACCAGAGGUCCAGAGUGUGAUGCCGGCAGACACCUUCUACAUUUCUAUUCUGCGUCACCCAGUCAGUUUGGCCGAGUCCUCAUUCAACUACUUUCACUUUUUGGCACCAGCCUUCAAACACUCUCCCAGUUUUGAAGACUUUAUUGCUAAUCCCUGGAAGUACUACAUACCAUACCUGCGCUUUAACCACUUGGCUCGAAAUAUGCUUUGGUUUGACUUAGGCUUUGACCACAAUGCUGAAUUCUCACUGCAGUCUGCCCAGUCCGUGGUGGCAGAAAUCCAGCAGACUUUCCAUUUCAUCCUAUUAGCCGACUACUUUGAUCAAUCAAUGGUUCUCCUUCGGGAUGCCCUCUGUUGGUCACUGGAUGAUGUUGUCACCUUUAGGCACAAUGCUCGCACUAAUGCGAAACCAAAGUGCCUGUCCCCAGCACAGGAGGAGCAAUUAAAGAAGUGGAAUGCUCUAGACUGGUAUUUAUACCAAAGUUUCAAUAAAACUUUCUGGGAGAAGGUGGAGAGGUUUGGAAAACGUAGAAUGGAUAAGGAAGUGGCCAUCCUUCAGGCCCGCCGUGAAGAACUUCAGAAUCUCUGUCUGUUGAAAGAAGGGAAACCACCAAAGGUAAAGCAGAGUCUUGGUCAAGGUGUUCAACGAUGCCAAACUGGCUAUGUCACAAUGAUGAAACACACUUUGAACUCAAACCUGAGCAUUUCAGACAAAGAACUCUGCUCACGAAUGAUCAGGGAAGAAUAUGAGUAUACAGACUUGAUGCGCAAGAAACAGUUUCCGAAGACAUAAACUUUGCCACAGCAAACUGCAGCUAAAGGGAUCAGAAGGGUUCGAGUUAAGGUCCAAGAGGCAACAAAAGUGGCCGUGUCAUUGAGCAACAGGAUAACUCCAACUAGAAGAUCACUAGAGACUUUGGAGUCCUCACUCCUCAUCAGUAGUGAUGU